AUGAACGCCUUGCGAAACGGAGGGAGUGCAGCCGUUCCUGUGCGCACGCGCCAGGAGGGCCUCGCGCCGCAGCGCGAACUGUUUCUGCGACAGCAACUCCCGCGUGCUCUCGCUGUGCCUGUUCGGCGUUUUUCGAGUUUCCUUGAGACCUCAGCGAGGGCGUAUCUGCUUCAGCCCAGGUGUACUUCCACCUCAGAUCCGCAGCGGACCGAGGCAGACGAGGCGGAACCCGAAAACAGAACGGCGUCUUCUUCGCACACCGGCGCUCGUGGAAAAGAGGAAUCUCACGGGGCAACGGACGCGCCUCCUUGCCUACAGGCUCCAGCGGAUCUGCCGCCCGCCGAGCGGCCUCUGCUGUCAUUUGAACUGUACGACACAGCCUGCCACAACUUCAGUUGCCGCGCCUCCGAAUGCCUAGGAGACAGUGGCAACAAACUGCCGCCGAGGUACUUUCAGUGGGUGAUCGACGGCGCGGCGUAUCUGAUGCUCGGUGGCCUGCUCGCAGUUGUCCUCGCGGCGCCGGCAACGGUUGUGGAGCGUCGCAUCGACAUGCACAUCAAAACCCUUGCGCUGACGUCAGCGAUGUACGGCGGUAUUGCUUUCUGGGGCUUUGAAAGCAGCCGUUUCGGCCGUCUCCACGUCCCGCCCGCCGGCGCGACGAGAUACCUCCUGGGGUUGUGCUCCGUGGGACUCUGUACCCUGCCGCCGAUUCUCUGCGAGGUCGUCUCGCCUGCUGUCGGCUAUGCAUCGUUGACGGUCCCGAUUCUCUUCCACAUUCUCUGGGCCAGUUACUUGAAGCGUCCACCGUCUCUAUUUCGUCAUGGGAGCACUGCGUCGAACCUGAAGAGCCAGGGCCCCACGCCCCUUUCUCCUCUCCCUAACGGUCGUCCAGCUUCUUCCUGCUCUUCGCCCGCGGCUUCCACUUCGUCGUCGCAAACGUGUACCUCUUCCGCUGCCUCUUCUCAAACCCGUCCCUCAUCUUCGAGUGCUCCGACUGUCUCCAGUCGCUGCCGCUCUCGCCCCCCCUUGGCGGUCUCGGAGGCCUCGACGCUGCGACCGAGCGAGGCGUCGCCUCCAGGACCACUCCGAGGCGGCGGAUUUCUGCCGCAGUGGUGGGGCGCGACCGUGAGUCACAAAGGCCUUCUUCUCUUUUCUCUCUGCUCCACGGCGCUGGGAAUCUACUCGGUGCGGAAAGUCGAAGCUACAGCGGGCGACGCGAUUCUUGACGCCAGAGACUCGCAGCCUCCUUCCCGCCUGUCGGCCGUCUGGGCCUUUUGGCGAGGCGAAGAGGGAGGAAGGGAGGACGAGGACAGGAGAGACCGAGGAGACGAGCACGUGAUGCGGCGUGCGCGCGAGCGACUGAGCGAACUGGCCGGGGAAAAACCCGCGGAGACACGCGCCCCAGAAAAGUAA
Molecule: messenger RNA, 1413 nt
Organism: Neospora caninum
Lineage: Eukaryota; Apicomplexa; Conoidasida; Eucoccidiorida; Sarcocystidae
Exons: 4
Coding region: 1-1413 (470 amino acids)
Source: RefSeq, a predicted model, not a curated record